Messenger RNA from Trypanosoma grayi, 303 nucleotides. RefSeq lists its product as hypothetical. Lineage: Eukaryota; Euglenozoa; Kinetoplastea; Trypanosomatida; Trypanosomatidae. The coding region runs from base 1 to 303 and encodes 100 amino acids. The transcript has a single exon. The record is from RefSeq and is a predicted model, not a curated record.
AUGAGCGCGAGGAGGUCGCCGUUGGGAUCAGCCCGCAAAAAGUACAGGUUCGGGUUCCAUUCCCUUACGGCGCUGGACCCUGUAACAGGGGCAAAUGAGACCAGUGAAUAUUUCUCAAGUGCAGGGAUGACGAGCUUUACAAGAUCAUCGGUUAGCGCGCCCUGUAAGGCAAUAAUGUCCUUGUGCUCCUCCAUGGCUUCAUCGAUUGCCUCGCAUACAGAUGUGCCUUCCACCUUCUUCACAAUUAUGUCAAGAGAUGUGUUCCCGGCCACAGUAAAGUUGCGUGACCACAGUGACGCAUAA